Neoarthrinium moseri is the source of this 1050-nucleotide messenger RNA. RefSeq lists its product as uncharacterized. Gene Ontology annotation, molecular function: oxidoreductase activity, acting on NAD(P)H. The record is from RefSeq and is a predicted model, not a curated record. The coding region runs from base 1 to 1050 and encodes 349 amino acids. The transcript has 3 exons. NCBI's taxonomy places the organism in Eukaryota, Fungi, Ascomycota, Sordariomycetes, Amphisphaeriales, Apiosporaceae.
AUGAAAGAAGCCCUGGUCAGUAAAGGACCACUGGUCCAAAUCGUCGAUAGCCCAGUCCCUGAGCCAAAUGACGACCAGCUUUUGAUCAAGGUUGUCGUCAGUGGCUCCAAUCCGAAAGACUGGAAGCUACCGGAGAUGCAGAACUUGACAGCCAACGCUGGCGAUGACAUUGCUGGUAUCGUGGAAAAAGUCGGUGCCAAUGUCUACGAGUUCAAGCCCGGAGACCGUGUCGCCGCCUUCCAUGAAGUCAAGACCGAAGGCGGAAGUUAUGCCGAGUACGGCAUUGCUUGGCAGCACACCACUUUCCACAUCCCGAAGCAGACCAGCUUUGAGGAAGCAGCGGCUAUUCCGCUGGCAGCAAUGACUGCUGUAGUAGGCCUUUACCAGCACCUUGCCCUCCCGCAGCCCUGGUCGCUACCGCUUCCUGAGACCCAGACACGGGAAACCCCUCUGGUUAUCUAUGGCGCUUCUAGCUCCGUAGGUUUCUACGCGCUGCAACUCGCCCUUCGCAGUAAUAUUCACCCAAUCAUUUGCGUUGCAGGACGUGCCAGCGAGUACGUCAGAGGUUUCAUUGACAAGAGCAAGGGUGACACCGUGAUCGACUAUCGCGAGGGGCCAGAAGUCGUCGUCGACAGUAUCAAGAAGGCCCUCGAAGGCAAGCCAGCAAUCGGCCACGUCUUCGAUGCCUUCUCAGAGAGCAACAGUGCAGCGGUCAUUGGGCAAGUUUUUGAGCAAGCGGGAGACGGCAAGACUGCCAAAUUCACCUUUACAUCCUGGGGAAACAAGCCGGAGAUUCCCCAAUGGGUGCAGCAGAACAUGGUUUUCGUGGGCAGCGUUCAUAUGGCUCCACAAGCAAAAGAUCUUGCCUACGUGUACUUCCGAUACAUUGCUCGCGGCUUGCAGGAAGGGUGGUUUCGUGCACAACGCACAGAGGUUGUCCCUGGCGGGUUGAACGGCAUUCAGAAAGCACUAGAGAAUCUGAAAAAUGGCAAUGCAAGUGCAUUGAAGUAUGUCUUCAGAAUUGAGGAAACCGGGCAGCUAGCAAACUGA